UUGCCAGACGUGCGUAAGGAUGACAUGUCUGCCCGCCGCGUGUCCUGCAAAGAGCCUCGCGCAGCUCUACCCUUUAAUCAGUAUCUGCCAAACAAGAGCAACCAGACCAACUACCUUCCUGCGCCCCUGAGGAAGAGGAGGAGCGACAGAGAGGAAGACAGGAGGAGUCCGAGCAGCUCAACAUCUCCUGUAGGAGGAGAAAGACCUCUCAGACAAGAAUGCUUAGAAGUGUUAAAAGAGGGGGCUGUCGUGUCUCGAAGCCUUGCGUUCCAGAAAAAUUCCACCUGGGUGAAUGAGAAAGGGGCGGAGCUUGAGGAGGCGGAGCUUAAGAAAAUUAGAAAGCUGGAAAAGGCGGGAAUAAAAGUAUUACCUUCCUCUGUGCGAUAUAUCAGUCCAAUUGUGAACCAUGUGGAGGACAGUGAAGCUAAACCACCUUCACCUGACAUCAUUCUCCGUCGUGACAAUGAGUUCAUGCGUGCCACUGCUCCACAACAGUGGGAUUCGAAUGAGGAAGAUGAUGACGAAGAGGCAGAACGGAAGGUUCCAGAUGUCCAAAAGGAUGAUCUUGCUUCUCGCAGAGCACGAAUGAAUCAGUUUAAACCCAGCGUGGCACGUCACUUCCUGCCAGGCACUUGUAGCUGGAAGGACCAAGAAAAAUGGGAGGGAAUCAGACUGGCAUCCCAGCAUGCCGUGUUGGAGAGGAUGGAGAAGAUAGAACAGGAGAAAAGAAGUCAGGCUGACUCCGCCUCCCCUGAGGUGCCAAUCAUAAUUCGUAAGGACAAUCCUUUCUUGAAUCCUGAAAAAGACAGGGGAAAAGAGGGGAAUGAGGAAGAUGAGAGAGAGGAAGAGGGGAAGAUAGUUGUUCCAAACCCACUCAAAGAUGAUCUAGCCAGGAGGCGGACUGGGAGAGGGCUACACCCUCCCAAAGAUCCUCAUCAGUCAUUGGUCCAGACUUCCAUCACUCAGUCAGACCUGGAGACAUGGCAGAGGCUCAAGAUGAAUACAGAUAGCAGUGAGUCUGGCUCCACUCCUGCUGAAGUGUCAAUCAUAACUCGCAAGGACAACCCCUUCCUGACCCCUGAGAAAGACAGUGAGAGUGAGCAGGAGAAGGAGGAGGGAACAGACAGAGAGAAAGGGGCGAGGGUGGUGAUGCCUAAUGUAAAGACAGAUGACCUGGCCAGAAGGCGGGGUCAAAGUGGGCCUGUCCCACAGAGAGACCCCCGGCAGUCAUUGGCUCAAACAACCAUCACUCAGUCAGACCUGGAGAAAUGGCAAAGGCUCAAGAUGAAUACAGAGAGCAGUGGAGAUGCAAACCCUGAGCCGCUUCCCAUCAUGCCCCCUGAACCUCCGAACCCUGUUCUGUUUGACCUUAAAAUGCCUUUGACCUCCACCGAGCGCAGAGUGCUGGAGGAGGAACUGGCUGAGAAAGCAAAGGAUGAGAGGGAGGAUGAUGAAGAGGAUGAAGAAGAAGAGAGGCAACCAGAUAUAGAAAAGGAUGACAUGCUAGCUCGUAGAACAGGAGCAUUUCAGAAGCCAGCAAGCGGGACUUCAUAUAACAGAUUCCUCCCGCAGUCGGGUUCCAAGAGAGAGGGUGCUACAGCAGCUUCCUUAGCCCAGAAAGGAACGAGUGGAGAAAGAGAUCUCCAAUACCUUGAAAGAAGCAUAAAGACAAAGAGAACCAAGAUUGGACAUAGAAAUGAACCAGUCAGCCAAGUAACAAAGACACCUGUUCCAGUUGCUGUAGUCAUAGAAAAGAACCCCGACAUUGUACGUUCUUCUGCAACUAACGCCAAUCGCUCUGGCAGUUACGAUGAAUGUGGGGAUGACGAUCAACUGCCAGAUUUUGAGAAGGAUGACAUGAUUGCACGAAGGACCGGAUCUUACCAAAAGCCAAGUGCAGGACAGGCUUUUAAUGCUUUUCUGCCCAAACCUGUUGCUGUCAAACAUAAAAUCACUCCUGUCAGUGGAUCGCGGUCAUACCUCAAGCCAAGAGAGCAAGAGACAGCCCCGUCUCUGGACAGCUUCACCCUUAGCUCUGUGGCCCCGCCCCCAAGAAAUGCUGAGGACACGCCUAGGAAGUGCCCUCAGAUGAUGGACAGGCAGGAGGCGGACUCUGUGGGUGUGGUGGGACAUGAAAGUCUUAUUAAAGAUGAGACUGUUACCAAAAGCCCCUCCCCCAGACCCCACCAACCCCCACGUCAGCCCCUUUGGCAGGAAGAUGAUGAUCUCCCCCCAAUAUUCAGAGCUACUAGUGUUUCUGACACAGAGAGUAUGAGUUUGAUUGACAUGCGGGAUGAAGAGGAUGAGAUGGCCUACCUUCGGCCACACAGCCAAUCACGACAUGAGGAGGACCAGUGGCAGGACGACUUGGCUCGCUGGAAGAAUCGAAGGCGAAGUGCAUCUCAAGAUUUGAUCAAAAAGGAAGAAGAGCGGAAGAUGAUGGAGAAGUUAAUGACAGCGGAUGGAGGAUCUGGCCAUCGCAGGAAGAGCAUCAAGACAUACAAAGAAAUCAUAGAGGAGAAAGAGCGUAGGGAACAGGAGCUACAUGAACAAUACUGUAAGGCCUCCACCCCAGAAGAGAAAGCAGCUGUGCUUCAACGCUAUGCUCUCCGUUUCACCAUCAGCGAUGCCAUAUUGGAGAAACUCCAGCUCCCCAAACUGCCUUCUGCUGCUCCACCAAUGCACACGUCACCUCUUCAUCAACCCGAGAAGAAGCUGACAUGCACCACCUUAGUAGAAGCAGAGGUCCCAGAGCCUGAACAAACUACCCAAACACACCACAGUGUCUAUAUAGACCAGAAGACUACACAAAAACAGGCACCGGCACAGGCCAAAACCCCUGAACCAUCACCUUCUGAGACCACCAAAGCUCCAGAAGUCCUGUCAGCACUCACACGAGUUCCUCCGGCUCCAUCGAAGCCUGUACCCCUGAUCACCCCAAAACCCUACAGCCAGCCCAAAUUCAGCCAAGGCUUCCGCAAAUCAGUCAAGAGUGAUGGGCUGAUACGUGUGAACUGUGACAGCACUCAGCAGGAGAGCAGAGAGAGGGCUGAUAGAGAUUCUAUGUUGUGUCCUCAAAUCAACUUCUCUUCCUCACCUCCAAAGCCAGAUACUCAAAGUCAACAAAAUGAGGAGCUCAUUGUUUUAGAAGCCUCAGAACACCAGCAAAACUUACAGACUUCCAUUUCUGACAAGAAGAAUGAAGUCAUAAAGGAGGAAAAAAAGUGUUCUCUUAGUCCUCAGGAAGAGAAUAGCAAAGAAGACACCUCAACUACACUGUCGGUGUCAGAACCAGAAGGAAAGCAGCCAGUGCCUGACACGAUGAUGAAGCGCAGCUGUGUUGUCACAACAACCAUAGUGACAGAACUCACUCAGACACACCCCGUCCCACCAACUGAUGCAUCCAGCACCGAGCAGCUCGAUUCAGUCCAUAGCUCAUGUGAUGUGAGUUCAACUGCCGAGUCAAGCAAGACCGAGCAGACUUCAUACUCGCUCUCAAUGACAGAGGGGAUUGACUACUCCAUUGAUUGUGAGAAAUAUCAGCGAGAGCAAGGGAAGCUGAAGGAGGAGUGGGAGAGAGCACAGAGAGAAGUGGAAGAGGAUGAGAGGAGACACCAUGAAGAGGAAAGGCGGAUACUGGAGGAAACCGUGACCCCACUGACCCCUCGCACCUCAGGUUUAUCAUCCUGUAUGGUGACAGAGGCUCCGUCCCUCACCCAGCCCUCAGCCCCACAUGACACCAUUGUCCUCUCCUUGGCUGACUGGGAAAAGAAACAGGAAAUGUUGGAGAAACAGGCACAGACAAACCAGAGUAGUAGACUUACACACAGCCCUGAUCAAGUAAUCACACCAGCUCAGCAGAAUGGUCAGAGAACUGAACCUCAGGAGAGCCAAACAGCUACACCACAACUGCAGUUUAUACAGGAUGGCUCUUGGAGCUGUAAGUCUAAAGACAGACAAGAAGAUUUGAAGAAAACUGCCUCACUGGAUCGUAAACCGAGUCCACCUCAGAGCCAGACCACAAAGAUGAGGAGGACUGGGUCGUGUGAAAAUGUUUUAGGGACACACCCAUCAAAAUCACCCACACCAUCACAAGACACGCCACCUCCAUCACCCAGCAGGUCAGUAAGUGGAAAGAAGCUUUGCUCCAGUUGUGCACAUCCGUUGGGUAAAGGAGCAGCUAUGAUCAUUGAAAGCUUGGGGUUGUACUUCCAUAUUCAGUGUUUUAAGUGUGGAAUAUGUAAAGGGUUACUUGGAGACACAAGUGCUGGAACUGACGUCAGAAUUCGAAAUGGACUUCUUAAUUGUCAAGAAUGCUACAUAAAAUCAAGAGCUGCUGGCCAGCCAACAACAUUGUGAUGCCUCUGCACUUCUGACAAAGAAAUGGAAGUGAAAUCAGGUUAAACCGACCCAGGACCAUACCCAAGAAGAACGGAUUUUACGUUUAUACAACGUUUUCCUUACAGCACAAUCAAGCAUAGCCAUUAAAGUCAAAACUGGAAUCAUGGACACAUGAUGGGUUUUCCUCUGGACUUUCUUUGACUGUCAUUGUGCUCGCUAAAAAACGACUUUAUCGCUUACAUGAUAAAAAGUCCAUAAGAUAUUACUGCGAAUACAGAGACUACAGCGAGUCUGUUCAUACUGUUAGUUUAACACUUUAGAAUGAGAAGUAACGGUAGCACUUUACCUCACAGUGGCCAUGUUACACACAUCUCAAUAGCAAUAAGGCCAGAAACAUACUUUACACAAAUGCAGAUUAAUGUGUCAAUAUCAAACCUCAGUUCUAAAGGCUGAGAUUGAGAUCAGUCAAAUGUCUGUACCAUUAACCCCAAUAAUAUCUAGGUAGCUGUUAACACUCUCACAACACUUGUCAGUGGGGCAGUACCUUUUCAAAAUGUACUAAUGCAUACCUAAUAUGUACCUUAAAGGUGCUAAUUAUUUUUUGAGAGUGUAUAAAACGAUAUAAAAAUUUAAAAUCAAGAUUCUCUUAAAACGGUUGCCUCAUGACAGUAGUUUGCCUAAGAGAGAAAACUGAUUUGUAGAAGCCAAAGGGUCAAGGCUAACUACAACAUUCUGAGAGCAAAAAGCAUAUUUUGCCAUCGACGGCCAUUCAAAAAUAGCAUUGUAUUCUGACUAAAUAAGCAACUCAAGGCUGUAAACAUGUCUUAAACAUUGGGGGGACCAUUUUUUGAAGGGGGUUUGUAAUGGUCUUUUUAUCUAAAGGAAUUAAAUAAUUAAAGAAUUCUUUAAAAACAUGAAAGGAAUAAGAAUAUUUUUUGUAAAAAAAGAAGAAAUAAGAAUAGCGUAAUAAGAAAAAUACUUUUUUUGUAAAGUUAUCUAUUUGAACUGUUUGCUGCAGAGCCCUACGGUUUGCACAAUUUACUAAUUCGUUCCCUCGAUGUACUAAAACGUGCACACG
Molecule: messenger RNA, 5419 nt
Organism: Sinocyclocheilus grahami
Lineage: Eukaryota; Metazoa; Chordata; Actinopteri; Cypriniformes; Cyprinidae
Product: LIM and calponin homology domains-containing protein 1-like
Exons: 24
Coding region: 25-4359 (1444 amino acids)
Biological process (GO): positive regulation of stress fiber assembly; regulation of focal adhesion assembly
Cellular component (GO): stress fiber
Molecular function (GO): myosin II head/neck binding
Source: RefSeq, a predicted model, not a curated record